CCGGUCGCGGCGAUUUAAACAACAACCAGGUCGCGAUUCAGAGCAAACAUUUUCGAAAAAAAACCUCCCAACUCCAAAGCUCUUCGCCGGCCACCACCCCAAACCACCCAAAACCGCCACCCCCAAGCUAAAAUUGUUCCAAAAGCUUCAUUUUUGCAUCAAGCAUCAUCACAAAAAAGCUUCUUCAUCACUCUUUGAACAUCAAUCCAAGGUUCCAUGGCUCCUAAACGACGAAAUGAUGCUACUUCUUCCUCUUCAUCCGUACCACGUUUCACCUCCCCGGAGAAUGAGGCUUGGUACGAACAAAGAAAGAAGUGGAAGAUAGUGGUUGAGAAGACUGUGCAUCCUGAGAUCGACGCUCUGUAUCGACUCUCCAACGCUUUUGACAAAUUGGGAUGGGCCGUCAUGCUUACUUUGACUGGGGCAUACUACCCGACGCUUGUACGGGAGUUCUAUGCCAAUAUUGAGAGGAAAAUGGACCCGUUUGGGGAUAUUGUGAGCACUGUUAAAGGCACAAAAAUCACUAUUAGCAAACAAAGAUUGUGCAACUUGCUUCAUAUCCCAAACGUCGGUCGUCCAGUUGAAAUGAACUCUGUAGUGGUAAUCACCGACCCCGCUUACAAUGAGGUAGAUGUCAUGAACGAAUAUGGAUUCGGUGCAGAUCUUGGGGCUCGUGUUCUUGAAGCAAAAGAGAGACUUAUCGCAUACCUUCUUAGCUUCAACAUCUUGCCAAGAGCUAGUGACACGCAUGUACUUCGGCGGAUGGACCUCUACCUAAUGUAUAAAAUGAUCAACGGACUUGGGCAAAUCGAGGGUAUUCCUUUGGCUCCUUUAAUCAUGACGGAAAUGAGGGGCGUCGUCAAAACAAAAAGAGGUGACAAAAACUUUAUUUUUCCUCUUUUACUUACAAUGAUUUUCAGACAUUUUGGCGUCGACCUUUCAAAUGAAGAAGUGGAGUACACCUCCGAGUCCCAAGUCUUGAGGCCACAUACUAUGGUAGCCCUCCAUUUCAAGAAGGUGGGUAACGAAUGGGUUCGGAAGGAAGAAAACGGCGACCAAGAGAUGGGUGAGGCUGAAGCACAACCCGCAGGGCGGCCACGACGGACUAUGGCACAGGGGAUCGACUAUAUUUGUGACUCCAUGGACCGUAUGCACGCACGGAUGAACGUGUAUGAAGCUAACCAAGAGGACCUCCGCACACGUCAUACACGGAUGGAAGAGCACUUGGGCAACAUUGACCGAAGGUUUGGGCAAUUCACCCAACACUACUAUGGUCAAUAUGGAUACCCCCCUCCCGACCCACAAAAUUAGGUUCUCAUUCUUGUUAUUGCAUACUCUUCUCUA
Cuscuta epithymum is the source of this 1344-nucleotide messenger RNA. NCBI's taxonomy places the organism in Eukaryota, Viridiplantae, Streptophyta, Magnoliopsida, Solanales, Convolvulaceae. The record is from the annotation of a GenBank genome assembly.